Clonostachys rhizophaga is the source of this 1179-nucleotide messenger RNA. NCBI's taxonomy places the organism in Eukaryota, Fungi, Ascomycota, Sordariomycetes, Hypocreales, Bionectriaceae. The record is from the annotation of a GenBank genome assembly.
AUGAGAUUCGGAUCAUCCAUUGCCGCAUUCACCUUGGGAGCCUCUCUGGCUCCUGCGGCAGCCUUCCCUACCACUAUCUCUCGUGACGUCUCCGGCAAUCCCUUCGCCGGUCGCAAACUGACAAUCAACCAUUCCUACGGCAAGAAGCUCGAGGCCACAUUCGACGCUUUCGUGGAAGCAGGCGACGAGCUCAACGCACGCAAGGUACGCACCGUCCAGACCACUGGGACCUUCUACUGGAUCUCCAAUAUUGCCUCGCUCUCCGCCCUUGACGAGGCCAUCUCAGUCGCACGCGCAGAGCAGAACCAGGGCGGAGUGCCUCAGGUAGUCGGCCUUGUGCUCUACAACCUGCCAGACAGAGAUUGCAGUGCAGGCGAGAGCGCGGGUGAACUGUCAGGCCGAGAUGGUCUGCGCCGGUACAAGGAAGAGUAUGUCAAUGCCUGGGUGGUGCGACUGGCGAGAGCAUCAGACCUGACUUUCGCCGUCGUGGUUGAACCGGAUGCCAUUGGCAAUAUGGUGACGAACCAAGGUAUCCCGCUAUGCGCCUCUGCGAAGCCAAUCCAGGAGGAGGGUAUUGCAUAUGCGAUCUCCAAACUCCAGUUGCCCAAUGUGAACCUCUAUCUGGAUGCCUCACAUGGUGGAUGGCUAGGAUGGGCUGAUAACCUGCCCCUUGCCGCGGCGCAAUUCAAGGAGAUCAUCACGCUCUCUGGCAAUACUACCAAGGUUCGCGGAUUUUCGACCAACGUGUCCAACUACAACCCCUUCCAAGCUACUGUCCGUGAGAACUACACCGAAUGGAACCCAUCCUGGGACGAAGACCACUACGCCUCGUCAUUGGCCCCCUUCCUUGAAGCGCAAGGCCUACCCGCGAGGUUCAUCACCGACCAGAGUCGUGUCCAUCUCCCUGGUGCCCGCGCAGAAUGGGGUGAGUGGUGCAAUGUCUCUCCUUCUGGGCUCGGUCGCCCUCAAGCCACGGACACGGGCAACGAGUAUGUCGAUAGCCUCGUGUGGGUCAAGCCUCCGGGAGAGAGUGAUGGGCAGUGCGGAUUGGAAGGCGCUCCGCCUGCGGGGGUGUGGUUCAAUGAAUAUGUCAAGAUGCUGGUCGAGAACGCUCAUGAGGAUGUGGUGCCUGCUGACUCUUUGGAGAGGACUACGAAGUCAUGGUGGCCGCAAUACUAA